This is a messenger RNA of Chelonus insularis, 950 nucleotides long. It is a transcript of the gene Sod2, whose product is annotated as superoxide dismutase 2. Lineage: Eukaryota; Metazoa; Arthropoda; Insecta; Hymenoptera; Braconidae. Bases 118 to 780 code for a protein of 220 amino acids. Gene Ontology annotation, cellular component: mitochondrion. Gene Ontology annotation, biological process: superoxide metabolic process. The record is from RefSeq and is a predicted model, not a curated record. Gene Ontology annotation, molecular function: superoxide dismutase activity; metal ion binding. The transcript has 3 exons.
AUCAACACUCAAAUUGACUGCAUCACAGAUAGAUAAAAAAUAAUAACAAUAAUUUGCACUAUCCAAGUUAUUUUACAUACGAACCGGCAAUAAAUUAAAUUUAUUUAUUAAUCAACAAUGUUUGUUGCCAGAAAAGCUGCUCUAUCUACAGUACGACGUGGUAAAGAUGUUUUAGUCAGGACAAAACAUACUUUACCUGACCUACCGUACGACUACAAAGCUUUGGAGCCAAUUAUCUGUGCUGAAAUAAUGCAACUACAUCAUUCCAAACAUCAUGCCACUUACGUUAAUAAUUUGAAUGUUGCUGAGGAAAAAUUGAAAGAAGCCGUGGCCAAAGGAGAUGUGAAUACUCAAAUAGCUUUAGCUCCUGCUAUCAAAUUCAAUGGUGGUGGUCAUUUAAAUCAUUCAAUUUUCUGGUGCAAUUUAUCUCCACAUUCCAGCAAACCCGAUGCUGCAUUAGCAAAGCAAAUUCAGCAAGACUUUACUAGUAUGGAAGAAAUGAAGAAACGUUUAUCAGAAACAACAGUAGCAAUCCAAGGAUCAGGUUGGGGUUGGUUGGGUUACAAUCCUAAAGAAAAACGAUUGCAAAUAGCAACUUGUGCAAAUCAGGAUCCUCUUCAAGCGACUACUGGUCUUGUUCCUCUCUUCGGUAUUGAUGUGUGGGAACAUGCUUAUUAUCUGCAAUAUAAAAAUGUUAGACCCGAUUAUGUAAAAGCCAUUUUUGAUAUCGUUAAUUGGGAUGACGUUAGUGUCAGAUUUAAAAAAGCUUCUGGACUUUAAAUCAUUUAUAUAACUCAACACAUGCAGUGAAUCAUUAGCUUUCAGCAUAUUACUACUCAAUUCAAUCAUCUAAGAUAGAAUAUAAAUCUUUUAUUAUUAUACAGUUCGUAAUUAUCUACAACAGAAUUACGUAAAUACAAGAAAAUAAAGCUGACCAAGUUUUUUAUUAA